GUCGCUAUAGGUGUUACUUUUCGGUUAUCUCACCCAUUAAUAAGCACUAUCCUUGUCAAAAAGGUUGCCACAAAAAGAGACCGUGGACAAAGGAGAACCUUCCUCCAUUACAGAAAUACCAAGGGGGAAACAGUUCGCAAUAUCUGCCAGCAAAGUUUGAAGCUUGAAGGUUUGUUUAUUGAACCAUGACUUUUCCGCUCAAAUUGUUUCGGACGUUUGUUCUGGCAAUGCUUAAGUCCUUGACCUGAUUCGUUAGUAUCAAUGAUGAGAGUCGUUUUUAGCACGAUAUUGUUUUUGUGUGUAAGCCUUGAUAUUGCCGUAUGUAACUCAGAAGUGAAUGAUGAUUCAUCUGCAAGAACUACGCUACAACUGCGUGAUAGUGUGGAGUUUUCUUACUCGAUAUCAAAUUCCUUUUUGGAUCUUAUUCGUGGUCAGAAACCACCAACAGCCGUCUUUGAAACCUUUGUCAAUAUUCAAACUUCUCACCACUCAAGACUCGCAUAUAGAAGCAUUGAGCCCGUUGUAACGACAUACUUGGGAUAUGGCAUAUGUCUUGUUGUCGGUCUUCUAUUUGCUAUUUUUAUGCCCCUUGUUGGAAUCGUUUUCUUCUGUGCUCGGUGCUGUGGGAAAUGUGGUGGACGUGUGCAAUUUGUAGAUUCCAAACACGAUCCCUGCAAACGAGUUGUAUACACAGUGUGCCUAGUCUUAAUUGUGACUUUCCAAUUGGCUGCUGUUGUUUUGGCUUUCAUCAAUCACUACUUAUUUCAUGAAGCUUUGGUCAGCAGAGACCCGCGCAUAGGUGCUUUUAGUCAAGCUAACCUUAGCCUUGUUGAGUUUGAAGAGGCUCUAAAAGAUAUGGUACAGAUGGCAAAGAAUACUUCCUCAACAGAUCUUAGUAAACAAAAAGAACGCUUCAUGCGAAUUGUAGAUGAUAGUCUUGUCAGUUUUCAAGAAGAUUUUACCAAACUGUCUCAAGCGAAUAAUGUAUCUGAUGCAAUUUCAGAAUUUCAAACAACUGCACGAGCUUUCCUCCCUGGAUCUGAGGCAAUCUCACAAAUCAGUUACUUUAACAAUUCACUUUAUGAAGUGAUCUCUGAAUUACCUACCAUUCGUCAGGGUUUGACCGAUACAUUGAAUACAGGUUGUCCCAUUGAUAAGAUCAUUGAAUGCCGAGAAUUGAUGGGACUGGCCAACGAUCAGUUAAAAAUUCGUGUUUCACCAAGUAUGUUCCAACUAGACGAAGCGUUUUCUAUUUCUAAUCAAAUUCAACGGCAUCUUCCUGAUGUUGACUAUCUCAGUGAAUUUAAUGGAACUAUCAACAAUCUGGCCGCAAAUGUGAAGCGUUCCAUUAGUGGUGAUCUGGAUCGUGCCUGGAACGAUUUAGCUCACUCUCCAAAGACACGAGAGAAACUAGCUAGUGUAUUCGAACAUAUUAUGGUUAACAUAAGCACCACUUUAAAAUUUAUUCGUGAUCGAAUUUCAUUGGAGAUUAAUGAAGAAGUAAAUGAUCAUUAUUUACGAGCUGUCGAGUAUGUGUUAUAUGGCGGAGUGGCGCUGUUGUGCAUUCCCAUUUUAAUUUUCCUGAUAUUAUAUCUUGGACUAUGUUUUGGCACUUGUGGUGAUCGUCCAUAUGAAGAGGCCGGUUUGUGUAAUCGGGGUGUCGGCGCCAAUUUUUUACUUGCAGGUGUAGGAUUCAUGUUUCUUUUCUCAACUAUCUUGAUGGUCUCUUGCAUGGUACCUUUCCUUUUUGGCGGAACUUUGCAAACUGAAGUUUGUCGAUAUCUGACUGGUCGCUAUCCAGAUGGUCCCCAAAAAAUGGACCAAUACGUUUUUCAAAGUUUGAAAUCAAUUUUUCUUGCCGUUGAUGGGUCACUACCGAACUCGUCUAAAUCUAGGACAUUUCAUGUUGAUAAAAAUGAACUGGAGGCUAUCAGGUCAACGUUGGAUAUUAUUCGUUUUAAUCUGUCAGAUGCCAUUUUGACUCGAUGUGAAGACGAACCAUUCGUAGAAGCAAUCAGUACAGGAGAGUUCGUUUCCCCUAUACUUGCUGAUGCAAUUGACGGAAUUUUGCAGGGUCUCAUCGAGUCAUUUAAGAAAGUCGACAUAGAGUCUCCAUUUCGCCGUACUAUCGGGUCGUGUUUAGCAGCUUUUGAACGUCUCAAAUUUCUUUCUGCUGUCAAUUUCAAGGAAGCUAUCAACCAAGUCAAUACUCCACUAACUUUUAUUGAUAAUCUCGGUGAAUUUGUGUCAAGAUUGAAGGCUUUAAAUAUGGAAUCUUUAGCUCCACAUAUUCAAACUCUUGUGAAUGGACCUGUGAAAUUAGAUGCCACUCGUGAUAACAUUUACACCUUGUUUGUCCGAUUCAAUCGUUUACCGGAUCAAAUGAAUCUUGCAAUUAACAAUCUUAAUAGAUACAAUCAAACAUUAUCUACUUCCGUCCAGUCUUCUAUGAAUCGUGGAGUUAACAGAUUCCAUCCACUUUUAACUAAAGAAUUACAAUUGGCUGUUAUAGCCACUUGGCAUGAUAUUCCGUGUCAGUCACUUCGUUUAGCUGCCAAACGUGGAGUCGAUUCAGUUUGUUAUACAUUUUUAAUGCCAUUUAAUGCAUUUUGGACUGGAUUAGGAUUUACACUACUUCUUUUCAUUCCCGCUAUUAUUUUCGCUGUUAAACUGGCUGGUUUAUAUCGCAAAACAGAGAAAUAUAGUCACGAUUACGAAGAACCGGAUUACAUAUCAUAUCAUGGCUUCUAUAUGAGACCACCAACAGAUUAUCAGGACAAUUCACAGAAACCCGAAACAAAUCUCGUAAACAUAAAGGUUAUGUGGCUGUUCCGAAUCCAGGAGCAUAAAAGUGAAAAGUCAAUCCAAUGGAUCUAGCGCACGGAAUUCCCAUUCACGUUAUCAACAAUUAUCUGUUUAUCCAUAUGAUGCCUAUGAGUAGUAUAGUGUUGGUAAUCAUAAUAGUCGUUGUAGUUUCAUGAAUCAUAACAAUCCUUCAACUCCUUUACACAAGAAUUACUACGCAUACAGAAUAAAAUUGCUCUUGUUCCUUUUGUACACCAUUGGAAACAAAAAAAAUUAAUAAAGAUUCAUUCCCAAUAAUAUUAUGCACUAAUUAAUUGCUUUUGUGUUAAUCAUCAUAAUCACAUAUUAAUAUUUGGUCAUCAGUUUCUUUCCUCUUCCUCCCUCUUUUCCUGCUAUUCUCUCUGACCCAUGAUUGUGAUUAGUAAAUAUCACCAAAAAACGAUCUGUAUAUUAUAUUUCGUGUUAAUCUAUUCAAAUUCCAUUCUUCCUUUUAUUAAAACAAAAUAUAGUGUCCAUUUAUUGUUGAAUUUAUUUUCUCACACAUGUUAACAAAACCAUUUAGUGUUGUCUUCAUUUUUAUCUGCGUUUAGGAAUUUUUAGCUUAGUGUUCUGUUGAUUUUCGAAUUCAUUUUUCCUACUUAUAUUGUCGCUGUUGUUAGCAUAUAUUUGAUAGACUUCACAUACACAACAUGUAAGUGAUUAAUAGUAGAUGCAUGUUUGUACAUGUGUGUACUUGAUUUCCUUUUAUGUAUUUAUGAUUCAAUUUUCUUCUUUGUUUGUUUGUGUGUAUCGCUCAUAAUUUAAUUUUAUACUGUUCUUCGUUUCGCUGUAUAGGUCUAUGUAUAUGUUUAUCAUCUGAAUUCCUCUUUUUGGCUUAUGUUUAUAUUCUUACUGUUGUCAAUUUUUUCUUUUUUCUACUUGCUUCACCUUUCUGAAAUUAUAUAUAAUUAAUUCUGCUGGGUUUUUUUAUUUUUAACCAACAUAAGAAGUUAUCUUCUUUAUAUUUCCAUAUUUUUUGGAUUAAAAAGUCUUUAAAGUAAUACUAUUAGUUUUCAUUAAAUUUUUCCGUGUAAAUUUCUCUCUGUAUGUAAGUUUUUUUUCGGGAAGGUGUAGGAGUUUGUUAGUAGAAGAUUUCAUCAAAAAGAAGCAAACAAAUAAAUAAAUUUGAACUAACUUAUUUGUAAGGAAAGAAACAACACACAAACUCUGCACAUUGAAUGAUUUUCUUCUAAAGAUACCAUCAGUAUUUAUACAGAAUACAAUUGUUUAUUACAUUCUAUUUGGUAAUAGUUGUACAAGAUGAAAACAGUUUUUUUCUAAAAAAGAACUGAUUAGACAAUAAUUCAUUGUUCCUCAUCUUGUCUUUUUUUUUAAUUGAAAGGGAUUUUUUCAUGUUUCUCAUUUGUUUAAUACGUUUUAUCAUAACUAAAUUAAUAAAUUGAUUAAAAUUAC
Molecule: messenger RNA, 4257 nt
Organism: Schistosoma mattheei
Lineage: Eukaryota; Metazoa; Platyhelminthes; Trematoda; Strigeidida; Schistosomatidae
Source: the annotation of a GenBank genome assembly